Molecule: messenger RNA, 1928 nt
Organism: Oncorhynchus keta (chum salmon)
Lineage: Eukaryota; Metazoa; Chordata; Actinopteri; Salmoniformes; Salmonidae
Gene: gpr142
Product: G protein-coupled receptor 142
Biological process (GO): G protein-coupled receptor signaling pathway
Cellular component (GO): membrane
Molecular function (GO): G protein-coupled receptor activity
Source: RefSeq, a predicted model, not a curated record
AUGUUGGCCAUGAGGAGAACGACCAAGGUCAUGUUUGAUUGGCCCAACAUCACAGUGCCCAGCUCUUCAGAGCAGGGCCUGAAACCAGGAGAUGGGGAUCUGCAGAGGUCUACAUGUGUCCUGGGCUUCUUCCCUGUCAUCUAUUAUAGCUCCCUCCUCUGUGUGGGAGUACCAGUAAACAUACUGACUGCAGUGGCUCUAUCCCGGCUGGCAGCCCGUACUAAGAAGGCUAUGCAUGUGUACCUGCUGGCUCUGACAGGCUCUGACAUCCUCUCCCAGCUCUUCAUUAUCUUCGUGGGCUUUCUGCUAGAAACAGCUGUGUUCCACCGUGAAGUCCCCACCCUCCUCCUGCGCUCGGUUAGCAUGGCAGAGUUUGCUGCCAACCACGCCUCUAUCUGGGCCACCGUACCCCUAACCGUGGACCGCUACGUGGCACUGUGCCAUCCGCUCCUCCACCGCCAGAUCAGCUACCCGGCACGAGCGUGGCGGAUUAUCACCAUCGUCUUUUCCCUGGCGCUGUUGUCAGGCAUACCAUUCUUCUGGUGGUCUGACAUGUGGCGCGUUGCCCACCCGCCCACCUCCCUGGACUCUGCCCUCAUAUGGACACACGUGAUGAUAAUCUACUUCCUGCCGUGUAGCAUCUUCCUGGUUCUGAACUUGCUGAUCAUUCACCGGCUGCAGGCGCGGCAGAGACAGGUCCCGUGCCAGGAGGAGCGUGGUGGUAGCGGGGCCCGGUUGGCUCCGCAGCGGCGCCUGGGUAAGAGCACCGCCAUGCUGCUCGCCAUUACCUCUGCGUUCGCCAUCCUUUGGGCCCCCAGGACUAUAGUGGUCAUCUAUCAUCUAUACGUGUCCUCGGUCCACAAGGACUGGCGGGUCCACCUUGCCUAUGACCUGUCUAACAUGCUGGCCAUGCUCAACACUGCAGUUAACUUCUUCCUCUACUGUUUCGUCAGUAAGCCAUUCAGAGCGUCCGUGAGGGAUGUUCUGUUGCUCAGGGGGGGUCCGUUGUACCACCGAAGGAUAAUCCACAACCAGCAGGCCCAAGACAAAGCCUCUACGUCCUUGCUGUCUAGCGGGACAAACGGUUACACCGAGACUACCAACCGCACCCCCCUAACACCCUGCAGGGCUAACGAGACCAUGUGACCCUGACCUUGAUCCUUAAUCCUGAGAUGAGACCCCUCUAAUUGAGACCAGCCCCCUCGUCCACCCCCUCUAUUAUGCCAUUCCUCCAGCCCAUGAACAAUAUGACUUCGACCUUAACUAUGGGACCUCGCUAAUUGAGACAAACCCUGUACCCUCUUCCCUCCAUCUCUUAUCCCCUCUAUUAUGCCAUUCCUCCAGCCCAUGAACAAUGUGACUUCGACCUCAACUAUGGGACCUCCCUAAUUGAGACAAACCCUGUAAACCUCUUCCCUCCUUCUCCUAUUCCAUGCCUCUAUCCGUCCCCUCCAUCCCCCCAUUCCACUGUCCCCCAACACCCCAUCCCACAGACCAAGUGACCUUGAAGUUUAGACACCCCCUUAAUUGAGACCAAACCCUCCACUCACCCCAUCCCCUCAUCCUACGAACCAUGUGACCUUCACCCUGAGACCCCAGAUCAACCCCCUUCACCCAUCCUCUUAUUGCCCCAUCUCUCUAUCCCUCCAUCCCACCAUCCAUCCCCCUAUCCUACGGUUGCCCUAAGCACUUAUGACCUCUGAACCACAGAGAACCACAGAGUGCAUUCCAUGUUCGGUGGACAGCUGCCAAUCACCCUUUGAGGUGAACAUUCUCAAAGGGCCUUUUCCUGAACUGUUGUUGGACUCAAAACAAGCAGAAUGUUUUCUGAUUCAACAUGUUAUUUAUUAUGUCCAGCGGGAAUCCGUUUAAAAUGGCACAACGUAUUUAUUUUCCGUUAGGGGGAAGAUUUGGCUUGUGACAUUACG